AACCCUCACCCCUAUCUUCUCUUAUCUUAAACACAAAGAAAAAUGUUUACACAAGCGAAUGACCAUCUAUACUACCUCGAAUUCAUUAGAAAGCAUCUUCUUGAUGAUCAUUCAGAUUUUUUUCCAGAUAAUAACCAAAACCCUGUUAGUAUUGCGAGCAAUGAAACCAAUGAUUGGAGUUUUCUCGAAAACUCAGACGAAUCAAUGAUAAACAUGGAAGACAUCUCGAAGUUUUGUAUGGCCUUAUGUUCAUCAAACUCAACCGAGUAUAGCCCUGAUUCAAACCUAGUUUAUCCAAGUACAAUGCCUGACCAAAUUAGCGACGGAAAUCUUGAAGUCACAAGCUCCUCUUAUGGUCAAAAUUACACCCAACAAAUAUUUCAAGACACCAAUAAUGACUUCUCUGAAUUUCCAAGCAUCAUCGAAGAAACACAACAGUUUUCUCCCAUCUCUAAUCUCUCAGCCAUCUACAACAGCAUUGUGCAAGCUCCAAACAAGCCGCUACAGUUAGAUUUUUCUACAGGAAAUGUUAUAGCAUAUGGUGAUGAAGCUCCGCUAACUCUUGUGAAGAAAGAUUUUUCUAAAGAUGAUGAAGGCUUUCAAGCUAAGCAGCCACAGUUAAUGCCGAACGCAAGGUAUAGAGGUGUAAGACGACGACCAUGGGGAAAGUUCACCGCGGAGAUGAGGAAUCCCGAAAAGAAAGGUUCGAGAUUGUGGCUUGGGACCUAUGACACACCCGAAGAAGCUGCCAUGGCGUAUGAUCAAGCCGCUUUUAAACAUCGUGGCUCUCAAGCUUUGCUUAAUUUCCCGCAUUUGAUUGGGUCACACCACGAAAAUCCCAAAAAACUUGCCAGAAAAAGGUGUCAUGAUGGCAAAUCCCAGUCUUCUUCUUCUUCAUCAUCAUCGUCAUCUUCUUCGUUAGAUGAUUCAGAAUUCCGUAAUAGGAAGAGGAGCAAAAUUUCUGCUAAUUAGAGCAUCCAUAGUGCUAGAGUUUUAAAACACCCACAAACCUGCCACCUCAACCCCUAUAUCAGAUUUCCAACAUCCUUAAAAAACAACCAUCUUUCCUUCCUAAGAUGCUACCUUAUUUUUCAGACACCCACGUUUUAUAAAGGAAAAGAACAUUGUUUGUGUGUUUGGAGCCCACUAUAUAUGUCGUUUGGAAUUCUAGACGAAGGAGGUAACACCACAAUAGGGGAGGUUAGGAAUUGGGCUAGUUUGAAAAUCUAGAUGGUGCUACAUAAACACCUUUGUGGAUGCGUUUGGGACUUUGUCCACUACAGUAGAAUAUUGCUUCAUAUUCGAAAAGUUAGUAUAUGAUUUUUUGAUUAUUUCACAAACAAGUCGUUGUUUUGAUCAAUUCCUUUUCUUCUCUCUGGAUAUUAAUCUUCUUCAACGGGCUCCACAUGCAAAUAUCAUGGGACCAGAUACUACCUCCACCAAAUUAUACGUUUGUAGUUCAGUUCUCCAACAAUUUAAACAAGCUGAUAAUUCAUCUAGUUAUUAGGAAUC
Molecule: messenger RNA, 1512 nt
Organism: Helianthus annuus (common sunflower)
Lineage: Eukaryota; Viridiplantae; Streptophyta; Magnoliopsida; Asterales; Asteraceae
Product: ethylene-responsive transcription factor 13
Exons: 1
Coding region: 43-972 (309 amino acids)
Biological process (GO): regulation of DNA-templated transcription; ethylene-activated signaling pathway
Molecular function (GO): DNA-binding transcription factor activity; DNA binding
Source: RefSeq, a predicted model, not a curated record